AUGAAGGUGAGCAAAUGGGAGAAGAUGGUUGCCUUAUCAGACGAAGGAUCAUGUGAGUUGGAUGUGUGGCCUCAUCUUUCUGCCCUCACCAGUGAUGCCAUCUCUCGCACUGCAUUUGGAAGCAACUACAGAGAAGGAAUGAGGAUCUUCCAACUCCAGAAAGAACAAGCCGAGCUUGCAGUGCAAGCUCUAAACUCUGUUUACAUCCCGGGAUCGAGGUAA
Thlaspi arvense is the source of this 222-nucleotide messenger RNA. The record is from the annotation of a GenBank genome assembly. NCBI's taxonomy places the organism in Eukaryota, Viridiplantae, Streptophyta, Magnoliopsida, Brassicales, Brassicaceae.